GAUUAGAGGGCUGAGUUUUCAAACCAGAGCCGCGCAGCUCGACGCUGUUUACUGCGGAUUACCAACAGGUCUUAUUUUAGUAGAGGGAAUUUUAAUACGGGAAAAUACAAGUUACAGAUGGACUCUCGCUUUGCACAUCUGUACAAGCGAGACAGCAGUGUCUCUAUGAUACGAGUGAAGAUGUCCAGAAGACGUUCUCAAACACUGAAAGAGAACAGGGAGAGGAUGCAGAACCAGCGCAGACACCUGGACCAGCUCCCAGAGCUGGAGCUCUCAAUGGAUGUGUCAACUCUUGAGAAGUCCGUUGUCCAUGCCCAAGGGACCGGAUGCAAAACAAACGCAGAUAAAAGUAACAGUGCUGUAGAAGAGAGGAAAAAGAUGCUUGAACGUUUCAAAGAGAAUAAAGCACUGCAGAAAGAGAAAGAGAAGCGGGAGAAGGAGAAGAAAGGAGUGUUUAAGGUCGGGCUCUACCGCCCACAGCCCCUGGGCUAUCUGCCUUUGAAUCCUGUUGUGCCAAGCACAGCCAAGAACACAGAGACUGUGCAGUUUACCAGAGUAACUCGUUCGAUGAAGCAGCAGCAGCCGAAGCUGCCAACUGAGAAACAAGCUGCACCAAAUAAAGCUGAGCAUGCACCUAGUGCUAGAGCUAACAAGCCGGCAGCCAAAGCCAAAGGCAGAGGCAGAACUGAUGCAGCUGAACCAGUUGUCAGGGUCCCAACUACACGGUCAGCUGCUAAGACUUUAGCAGCAGCUGUUCCAGCCAAAGCUGCGAUUAAACCUGCUUCAGAUCUCCGGGCUCUCAAAACAAGAUCUGCAAACAGGCAGCCAGCAGCGCUCUCUGCAGGCAGAGGGAAACCUAUGCAAGCAGAAGAAACUGCGUCUGUGCCAGCUGUUGAAAAUAAGGAAGCUACAGUAAAUCCCUCUCCUGUGAAGGAGAAGAAGGUAGAAGAAGCCAAAGUGACUCCAACUUCAUUUGCUCCUCAAGGUUUUGUGUUCCAGCCCCCUAGUGGUCUGAGAACCUUCCAGCCUGCACCCCUCUCUCCUCGCUCUGCUGAUGCCUUCCUCUCACCCAGCUUCUGUUUUGAAAGCAAGGCUGAGUCUACCAUUCUGGCUCUCCCAUCAUCUGAAUCCUUUGCUACUGCUGCUCCUCCUCUUUCCUCUCCUCCAUCCUGCUCAUCCAAUCCUGCACCAGCCCCUGUCACUCCCUCUUCUCCCCCACCUUCUGUUUCUUCUCCCCCACCUCCUGCCUCUCCUUCUCCCAUCUCUGCCCCUGUGGAGCCUCAGCACGAUGUCCCCUAUUUCAGGGCAGUGAUGGCUGACGAGACAAAGCGGUUAACUGGACUCUCAGAGAUGUGGGAACUGCGAUUUGAUGAUCCUUCCAUACCUGAAGAGAUGCGGGAUCGCAUGCGCACUGCAGUCGGCCAGGCCAGGCUGCUGAUGAAGGAGCGUUUUGGCCAGUUCAGCGGUCUGGUGGAUGAUUGUGACCUGGGACGAGGGGAGAAAAUCACUACCUGCUCAGACUUGCAAGGAUUCUGGGACAUGGUGUACUUUCAGGUGGAAGAUGUUAAUAAGAAGUUCAAUGCCUUGAAAGAAGCAGAGGCCCGAGGGUGGCAAGAGGAAACUAAGCCUGUUACCAAGCAGAAAAAGGUUGUCAGGAAGCCCCCUGUAGCGGGAGGUAAGACCGGAGCAGGUGGUGGUGCCAGCGCUGCUGCAAAGAGUCGUCUGGCUGCAGUGAAAGCUGCCAUGAAGGCCAAGGCAGCAGCAGAGAAAGCUGCUGUGGCUUCAGACGACACUGCUCCUGCCUCAGAUGCCCCGGCUAACCCACUGGCAGCCCAGACUGUGGUAUUUCAUGGAGGCUUCUUCCAGGUGGAGAGUCCAGUCAAAGUAGUUGAUUCUCCAAGAGUUCGGCUGAGUGCAGCCCCCUUGCCCAAGUCUUCUCCCUUUGUGUCUAAAUUCAACACUCCAUGCAGGCAGAAGCGAUCUGCUGUCUCACAUUCCUCUCCUAAUCCACGCAUGACACUCAUGUCCACUGAAGUAGCAUCACCCACUGCAAAUCCUGCUCAAGUACCACACCCAGCUGCAUAUCAUGCCUGUACCCCUCAGCGCCCUGCUGAACCCCUUCCCUGCUCCCCAAAACCACUUCAGAUCAGCCCUGAGCACCACAGACCCAGCCUUCAUGCAUCACUUACUGGAGUCUCACACACAGAAUCCACCCAACCUGACCAUGACACAAAUGAUAACACCUCUCAGGUCCAAUCAGACCUUGCAAAUGCACCAGUAGAUAGUCCAAUGCAGGAGUCAGCAGAGAUCAAGCCACAGAUUUAUCCCUGUCAGUCAGAGGCUGAACUGCCUCUCUGUCUACCUGAGAACACAGAUAUUAGCCCAGACCCUGAGGGAUGCAUUCAGGAAUCUAACGCGGUCACUGCACUGUGCCAAGAGCAAGCAGAAGCGCCAAUGCUUACAGAACUGAAUGGAUCCCCAUUGGUCUGUACAGCAGCAGGUGCUUUCCCCGUUAAAGCUCACACACACAGUUUUACACUCUCUCCUUCACCAUCUAAAACAGCAUCUCCACAAGCAGAGAUGGCACAGAGCUUUGUAUCUUCCCCCUCCGGGCCUUCGAUGAUGUCCGUCUCACCACCACAAGUCUGCGUCCUCUUCCCAGCUCCCUCUGACAGUGCCAUCAUCCAUGUCAAUGAAAGAUCUCCCAUCUGUGCGAAAGUUGAAAUGACUGAAAAUCCAGAUGCAAAGAAUAUAGCAGAGUUGGACUUUGAACGAUACCUGCAGCCAACAGCCCGCUGCAGCUUGUCUCCUCUGCAGAGCACGGCAGCAGAGAGGUUUUCGCUUGGGGCAGCUGAUGCUGAGAUGGAGAGUCCUCAGUCUCAGGCAGAGGACUCUGUUCAGGAUGUAAUAAUGACACCUACAGCACUCCCCAGAAUGGCACCUUUGGUGUUCACUCCCUGGACUGAACAGCUGACGGACAACCCACUGCCAUUCACCCCAGAGCAGAGGGACAGAGUUAGACAGUCAGUGUGUGACCGUGACCUGAUGAUGUUCACACCGCCUUCCAGUAAAUAGUACACAUA
Messenger RNA from Colossoma macropomum (tambaqui), 3083 nucleotides. It is a transcript of the gene dlgap5, whose product is annotated as discs, large (Drosophila) homolog-associated protein 5. NCBI's taxonomy places the organism in Eukaryota, Metazoa, Chordata, Actinopteri, Characiformes, Serrasalmidae. The record is from RefSeq and is a predicted model, not a curated record. The transcript has 20 exons. Gene Ontology annotation, cellular component: cytoplasm; nucleus; spindle pole centrosome. Bases 118 to 3075 code for a protein of 985 amino acids. Gene Ontology annotation, molecular function: microtubule binding. Gene Ontology annotation, biological process: centrosome localization; chromosome segregation; mitotic spindle organization.